CGGACACCGGAAGUGGAUUUAGUAGGCGCCUGCGAUGGCUGAACCUAAGCUAGUUGUAGUGGAAUCUCUCCCUGGUUGCAGGGCGCGGGCGGCGCGUACUGUGUUAGGUCAGGUGGUGCUCCCGGGUGAGGAGUUGCUGCUGCCUGAACAAGAGGAAACAGACGGCCCUGGCGUUGCAGGGGAGCGACCCUUACGCCUGAAUGCCGCGGUGUGCUCGCGAUUGCGCGUAGUGUGCGGCCCCGGCUUGCGGCGCUGCGGAGACCGUCUUUUGGUGACCAAGUGUGGCCGCCUUCGUCACAAGGAGUCUGGCAGCGGCAGUAGUGGUGGCAUUUACUGGGUGGACUCGCAACAGAAGCGGUAUGUACCAGUGAAAGGAGACCAUGUGAUUGGCAUAGUAACAGCCAAAUCUGGAGAUAUAUUCAAAGUUGAUGUUGGAGGGAGUGAGCCAGCCUCUUUGUCUUACUUGGCAUUUGAAGGCGCAACUAAAAGAAACAGACCAAAUGUACAGGUUGGAGAUCUUAUCUAUGGCCAGUUUGUGGUUGCUAAUAAAGAUAUGGAACCAGAGAUGGUCUGUAUUGACAGCUGCGGAAGAGCCAAUGGAAUGGGCGUAAUUGGUCAGGAUGGCCUUCUCUUUAAAGUGACUUUAGGCUUGAUUAGAAAGCUAUUGGCACCAGAUUGUGAAAUCAUACAGGAAGUGGGAAAACUCUAUCCACUAGAGAUUGUAUUUGGAAUGAAUGGAAGAAUAUGGGUUAAGGCAAAAACCAUUCAGCAGACUUUAAUUUUGGCAAACAUUUUAGAAGCUUGUGAACACAUGACAACGGACCAAAGAAAGCAAAUCUUUGCCAGACUGGCAGAAUGUUGAUAAAUGUGGACUUCAUUAAUGGGUCAGAUGAACCAAGAGACUGGGAUUUCUAGGGAAACUUUUUUCAGGUGAACCUCUCCUAUUAAAUCACCAGCAGGCAAGAUGUGAAUAUAUGUAUUGUCUAAUUAAAGUCCUAAGUAAAGUAUUUUUAUAAGGAAAUAACUGGUUUUCACUCAUGUUCUUG
This is a messenger RNA of Fukomys damarensis (Damara mole-rat), 1046 nucleotides long. It is a transcript of the gene Exosc3, whose product is annotated as exosome component 3. The record is from RefSeq and is a predicted model, not a curated record. Gene Ontology annotation, cellular component: nuclear exosome (RNase complex); cytoplasmic exosome (RNase complex). Gene Ontology annotation, molecular function: RNA binding. Gene Ontology annotation, biological process: poly(A)-dependent snoRNA 3'-end processing; nuclear polyadenylation-dependent rRNA catabolic process; U4 snRNA 3'-end processing. Bases 35 to 862 code for a protein of 275 amino acids. The transcript has 4 exons. NCBI's taxonomy places the organism in Eukaryota, Metazoa, Chordata, Mammalia, Rodentia, Bathyergidae.